GCUACUUUGGCCUCCACCCUCUUUCCACUCUUCAUACCUCCUCCUCUCUUCCUCGGCAACCACUAUCUCGCGCACUCCCUCUAUUCGCCUUGCCCCAUUUCAUUCCGAACUGAACCACACACACACCAAACAGAAACCCAUUCCCUGUCUCCUACACUCUCUACCUGUCUUUAUCCAUUAUUCAUAUUUUUUAAAAAAUUCAAUCGUAAACAUCUGCAAAGCUGCUAUGUGGUCCACCUUCUUUCUGCACGAAGCGGAUGGCAGGCCGAUUCCACCAGGGGUGGGAGUAGGACCAGGAGCAGGUCCCCUUGGACUGACCGGUGUUAUGGGUGGCAGAGGGGCUGGGGCUGGUGCUAUGGGAGUUAAGCGCCGGGCAAAAGCGUCAACAUCGGGACGCCCAGGGGGCAUGAGCGAGGUCCAGGAGGGCAAGAUCAAGCUGGCGUUCUUCGUGGCCAUCGUGGGCGUGGUAUUGACUGUCUUGGGCUUGGGCACAGAGUAUUGGGUGGAGCUGUCCCCGCCCAAGAACUUCUACAACAACCAGACGUGUCUGGCGGCCCACUACGGGCUGUGGAAAGGAUGCACCCAGACUCUGUGGGUGGCGGACAUAGACCCUGAGCGAGAGAGCUGUGGGCCGGCUGAACUGCCAGGAGAAUCUAACUGCACCUACUUCAAGUUUUACACCACUGGAGAGAAUGCAGUCAUCUUCCAGAAGACAACAGAAAAGAGUCUGAAUGUGGCGGCAGCCAUGAUGGCCCUCUUCGGUCUCUUCCUGAUGGUCAUGGGGGCCAUAUGCAUCACCACAGCCCUCAGCAAAGGAGAAUCGUUCUUCCUCAAGCCUGCUUCGGUUUGCUUCAUUCUGUCAGGCCUCCUGAUGCUCCUAUCUCUUACUGUUUUCAACCAAUCGGUCCUCUCCUUCCUAGCCAGUGACCACUCAGUGCCUUUGCAUCACGAGCUAUCUUGGUCAGUGUCCUGUAUUGGGUGUGCAGGGGCCAUGCUUCUUUUGGGCGGAAUCAUCUUUCUCUUGCUUGCACUACCAUUCAGCCCCUGGCGAAGGUGUUUUCCCCCCAAAAAUGAAAGUGACAGCUAGUGGCGAGAAGGAGGUAUAGCACUUUAUCUGUAUCGUCUUAUAACUGUUGUUGAGAAAUCUCCUGCAAUUUUACAUUGAUGCUUUUGAAGUUGUGGAGAGAGAGAGUUUAAGAUGUUCCUCGUCUUUUUUUCUCUCCUUAUUUUGCAUAAAUCAGUAGAGCUCAUUAAAGGGACAUUAUACUGCUCUUGACUUAUGAAAGCUGAAGAAUUAACACUUACACUAACCAGGUUUCCAUCCAACCUCUUUAUGCGAGUAAAGUGCAAUGUCGCAUAAAACAUGUCAUGACAGGCCUGAUGGAAACAGAUUGUUGGGGGGUAAACUUUCCAAAUGUUGACAAAACAAAAUACACUAGACAAGGUGGGAUCUUUUUGUGUCGGUAAAAAUGAAUUAUGCGAGAAGUGUCGGUGGAAACGAUAAUACGUCAAGCAAUGACAUGUUGUGUGGUCCUCCCACUAUGACUCGUCGGGAAAGCAUG
Molecule: messenger RNA, 1562 nt
Organism: Coregonus clupeaformis (lake whitefish)
Lineage: Eukaryota; Metazoa; Chordata; Actinopteri; Salmoniformes; Salmonidae
Product: voltage-dependent calcium channel gamma-6 subunit-like
Exons: 5
Coding region: 227-1087 (286 amino acids)
Biological process (GO): regulation of calcium ion transmembrane transport via high voltage-gated calcium channel
Cellular component (GO): L-type voltage-gated calcium channel complex; membrane
Molecular function (GO): calcium channel regulator activity
Source: RefSeq, a predicted model, not a curated record